Molecule: messenger RNA, 1936 nt
Organism: Helobdella robusta
Lineage: Eukaryota; Metazoa; Annelida; Clitellata; Rhynchobdellida; Glossiphoniidae
Exons: 7
Coding region: 308-1126 (272 amino acids)
Source: RefSeq, a predicted model, not a curated record
AUACAUAAUUAUAAUACACCGGUAACAUUACUCUUCACUGUUAUUGUUAUCAAACGACGAUUUUUUGGUAUAAUGAACGUAAAUAAAUGAAAAAAAAUAAAUAUAAAUAUUAUGUUUGCGUAAACUAUUUAUUGUCAUUCAAAUCUCCUUGAUCAUAAUAAAUAAAUUGGAAAAUAAAUUCCUCUGGUAUAAUAUAAUUUUUAAAAAAUUAAUAUAAUAAAAUAUAAACUACAAAUAUCUUCUGGUAGUACAGCCAUCUUACAAAAUAUCUGCUAGAAUUUUUAGAAAAAUUUGUAACUGCUGCAAGAUGGAUGACGUCAUCGAGAGGAAGAUGACCAAACUGCCCGUUUCUAUACAGAGCAACUUGUAUGGGAUGGUUGAUGGACUGUAUAAGCAGGAAGAAACGACAAUGAUUGCAUUCAUUGCCGACGCCAGGAGAUCCCUGAAACUGACGAACGAGGAGUUGAAAGAUGAACAGCAGGUCCUCUCACUAACCUCCAAAAAAUUAACUGACGAGAGGCAGGCCUCAGCAAAGAAAGAGAAACAGCGCCAGGGAACAAUCUCAGCGAGACACCGGCAGAAGUCAGCAGGAGGUGCCGGCAAUCUAGUGCCUCUGGAGCAGGAAGUUUUUCGCGUGUUGUCGGCGAGGUCUGCAGCCAGGUCGGCCAGUGCAAGAGGACUUGAAGCUGACCAUGAUCCUAACCACCGCGUUCCAACACCGCUGCAGCUUUUCGACAUCAGCGACAGCAGAGCGAAUGAGCCAGCAAGAACUUUGAGAGAUGAAGACUUUAAAGAGGAAAGAGAUGAGAUAAUGAUGCGAAUGAGCAAGGAGCAGUCCAAGUUGGAGAUGGACAAGCAGAGGCAGGCCACCAUGCUGAAGGAGAAGAUGAACAAGAUGGCCACAAAGCACCAAGAAACUGAAAUGAAAGCCAGCGAGAUGAUUAGAGAGGCCUCAAAGAUCGAAGAACUACAACAGACAGACAAAGAGAAGCAGGAGCAGAAGAUCAAGGAGAAGUUGGAGGAGCGCAAGAUGAAGUCAGCCAGGAAGGACAAUCAGAAUGAGGUAAACAGGGAACAACCAGACAGAGCCACACCCUUUGUCAUCGAGGUCCAACCAAAAAAUUAACCGCUAGCCAACCGAAUUGAUAAGAAAACUUGAAUAAAUGAACAGACCAUGAAGCCGAUUUACGGGCAAUAUGUUUAUUCUUAGAUGUAUAUCUUAAAAUAUUAUUUAGACCGCGAUAUAAAGAAUAGAUGUUUAACACUUUACAUUUAUCUUAGUUUAAAAGUUAGAUGUUGGAUUUUUUUUUACAUUAUAUAUUAAAUUUUAUCGUUCUAUUGCCACAAUUGUACUUCGACGUACAAGGCUACAAACCACCUCACACACCAUCAAAAUUCUGCAGCUCGAAUACGGAGCACCCAUGUUAUGACAUUUCACAAUGUUUCAACUUAAUUCUCAAUGUUAUGUAUUCAAAUCGUCAAUUCGUACAUUCACUUGUCGAUGGCGUGUGUUUGUUGAAUCAAGUAUUUCAAUUGUCUGAAUGUUUAAAUCUGGUUCUAUCAUUUAAAUUUUUCUUCGUUUACUCAAUACCAUAAAAUCAUUUGUCAACUGCUAUUUUAUUCACCCGUCAAUCUAUCCACUAUGCAAAAUAUAUGCAUUCAACAAAUUAAUCCAUCCAUCCAUACAUUCGUGCAUCCAUCCAUUCAUUGGUUCAUCCAUUCAACCAUUAGUUUUCCCAUUAUAAGCAGUUCAUUCGUUCAACUCCCGAAUACAUACGUCCAAUCACAUCGUCGCUGUACAUAUCCAACCACAAUAAAAACUCAGCUAAAAAAAAUUACCUUCAAAUUCAAUUACAAUUUAUUUCGAAUUUUCUUCAAUUUUUCACAAAAAAAAUUUAAAUUUUCAAUUUCAACUCAUUAAAAUUUUAAGUCAUUA